CCUUCCCCAUUCAGUCCCUCCCUUAUCAUCACAACUCAGUCGGAGAAGAACACAGACCUUGUGCGUUAAAUUUAGAAAGGGAUUUUCGAAAUGACUUCCAGUGUUUUCCUAAUCUAAUGCUUUGCAUUUCCAAUCGUUGACUUUUGAACAGAGCUGUGAGUUGGUGUCUAUAGAGGCAAGAAAAUGGCGUCCGAUCCUGAGCGGCCCACCCUCUCGUCUCUCGGGAAGGUAGGGAAAUCCUCUGGUGAAGUCACUGAGGCAGAGGAACCUCUCCUUAAUGGAGGUCACAAUUCAGAAAGUUACUCUGUCCUUGCAGCUAUUCUUCCAUUUCUUUUCCCAGCUUUCGGUGGACUAUUAUAUGGUUAUGAUAUUGGUGCUACAUCUUGUGCCACAAUUUCUGUUGAGUCAGCUGAAUUAAGUGGAAUCUCAUGGUACAACUUGUCUUCAGUGGAGAUUGGUCUCAUAACUAGUGGCUCGUUGUACGGCGCACUGAUUGGCUCCGUCUUGGCAUUUAAUAUUGCCGAUUUUCUAGGAAGAAGAAGGGAGUUGAUGCUGGCUGCUCUUUUUUAUCUUGUUGGCGCUCUUGUCACAACUUUUGCGCCUAACUUUCCAGUAAUGGUGAUUGGUCGUUUUGUCUAUGGCGUAGGAAUUGGCUUGGCAAUGCAUGCUGCUCCAAUGUACAUUGCGGAGACAGCUCCAAGUGAGAUACGUGGCCAACUGAUCUCUCUCAAAGAGUUCUUUAUAGUUCUUGGGAUGGUUGCAGGUUAUGGAAUUGGUAGCCUUUUGGUUGAUGUAGUGGCUGGUUGGCGCUACAUGUACGGAGCUAGUACCCCUUUAGCAGUGAUUAUGGGUAUUGGAAUGUGGUGGCUACCUGCAUCACCUAGGUGGCUGCUUCUCUGUGCCAUGCAAGGAAAGGGAAAUUUGCAGGAUUUAAGAGAAAUUGCAAUAUCGUGCAUGUGUCGACUUAGGGGUCAAGCAACUGCUCCAGUAUCGAUUCAAGUAGAUGAGAUUGUAACUGAGCUCUCUAAUAUUGGUGAAGAAAAAGAAGCUACAUUCGGAGAAAUGUUUCGUGGAAAAUGCUUGAAAGCCCUUGUAAUUGGGGCAGGAUUAGUCUUGUUUCAGCAGAUUACAGGGCAGCCUAGUGUGCUAUAUUAUGCAGCAUCAAUCUUUCAGACUGCAGGAUUUUCUGCAGCAUCUGAUGCAACAAGGGUCUCAAUUCUGCUUGGGCUCUUAAAGUUGAUCAUGACUGGGAUAGCUGUCAUUGUUGUUGAUAGACUUGGUAGGAGACCUUUGCUGCUUGGAGGUGUCUCUGGGAUGGUUGUCUCUUUAUUCCUUCUUGGAUCAUAUUAUCUUUUCCUGGAUAAUUUGCCAGUUGUGGCUGUUGUUGCACUGCUGCUAUAUGUGGGGUGUUAUCAGUUAUCUUUUGGACCUAUUGGUUGGCUAAUGAUUUCGGAGAUAUUUCCGCUGCGCCUAAGGGGACGAGGACUCAGUAUAGCAGUGCUUGUAAAUUUUGGUGCAAAUGCACUGGUGACAUUUGCAUUUUCUCCUCUUAAGGCGCUGCUGGGAGCUGGAAUCUUGUUUUAUGGAUUUGGAGUGAUUGCUGUGUUGUCUCUGAUUUUCAUAUUCUUUAUCGUCCCAGAGACCAAGGGCCUCACUCUUGAGGAAAUUGAGGCCAAAUGCUUGUAGGUUUAUAGUGAUUGUGAAGUAUUGAACGAUGUUUUGUAUCAGCAUGUCGAAUAAACAAAUCUCUCUAGAUACUUUUGAUAUUCAGAGCGAUGUUAUAUUUAUUUGAUAUUUAAUGUUUGCCGCCACUUGUUUGGCAU
Messenger RNA from Tripterygium wilfordii, 1823 nucleotides. Its product is annotated as D-xylose-proton symporter-like 2. Gene Ontology annotation, biological process: transmembrane transport. Lineage: Eukaryota; Viridiplantae; Streptophyta; Magnoliopsida; Celastrales; Celastraceae. The record is from RefSeq and is a predicted model, not a curated record. Gene Ontology annotation, molecular function: fructose transmembrane transporter activity. The transcript is spliced from 14 exons. The coding region runs from base 184 to 1686 and encodes 500 amino acids. Gene Ontology annotation, cellular component: membrane.